GCCGGUGCCCGGUCGCCGCCCCCGCGCCGCCCCCCGCGCCGCCCCCGGUGCCGGGACCGCCGCGCAGGACCGGGGGCUCGGCGGCAGCGGCGGCGGGGCCGGCGCGCCUGAAGGGACCGGAGGAGCUACCGGGGCCGGGGCUGCUCCGUACUUUCGUCUGGCUGUUCCUGCGGGGCUACCUGCUGCACACGCACCGGCUGCAGGUGAUAUCCCGACGCCUUUAUGGACCUAUCUGGAAGUCAACCUUCGGACAUUAUAGGAACAUCAACAUCGGGAGCCCAGUGGUGCUGGAGCAGCUGCUGCGGCAGGAGGGCAAGUACCCGAUGCGGAGCGACAUGGCGCUGUGGAAGGAGCACCGGGACACCCGGCGCCUGCCCUACGGACCCUUCACCGAGGAGGGGGAGCGCUGGUACCGCCUGCGCCAGGUCCUCAACAAGCGGCUGCUGAAGCCCUCGGAGGCGCUGCUGUACGCGGACGCCAUCGGGGAGGUGGUGUCAGACCUGAUGGUGCGCCUGCGGGAGGAGCGGAGCCGCAGCCCCUCGGGGGUGCUGGUGGGGGACGUGGCCAACCUGCUCUACCGCUUUGCCCUGGAAGGCAUCUCUUAUAUCCUCUUCGAGACCCGCAUCGGGUGCCUCAAGCAGCAGGUCCCUGCUGAGACCCAGCGCUUCAUUGACUCCAUCAACCUCAUGUUCAAGAACUCCAUUUUUGCCACCGUCCUGCCCCGAUGGAGCCGCAAGGUGCUGCCCUUCUGGGACCGUUACCUGGACAGCUGGGACACCAUCUUCGCCUUUGGCAAGACACUGAUUGACCGAAAGAUGGAGGAGCUGGAGGGGCAGGUGGAGCGUGGCAAGGAGGUGUCCGGCUACCUGAGCUACCUGCUGGCCAGUGGCACACUCAGCCUGGAUGAGGUCUAUGGCAGCGUGGCCGAGUUGCUGCUGGCCGGUGUGGACACGACCUCCAACACGCUGUCCUGGGCUUUGUACCACCUCUCCCGGGACCCAGGCAUCCAGGAGACCCUGUACCAGGAGCUGAAAGCUGUUGUGCCUGCUGACCGGUUUCCUGCUGCUGAGGAUAUCCCCAAGUUGCCGAUGCUUCGGGCCAUUAUCAAGGAGACCCUGAGAGUCUACCCUGUGGUGCCCACCAACGCCAGAGUCUUCUACGAGAAGGACAUUGUCAUCGGAGACUACCUCUUCCCCAAGAAUACCCUCUUUGUCCUGGCGCACUACGCGAUGUCCCAUGACGAGACCUACUUCCCCGAGCCCGAGCGGUUCCUGCCCCAGCGCUGGCUCCGGGGACACGGCUCCCCUCACCACCCCUUCAGCUCCAUCCCCUUCGGCUACGGGGUUCGCGCGUGUGUCGGGCGCCGCAUCGCUGAGCUGGAGAUGCACCUGGCCCUUGCCAGGAUGAUCCAGGCAUUUGAGGUGCGGCCGGACCCCCGUGGCGUAGAAGUGACAUCUGUGUCCCGCAUCGUCCUGGUGGCUGACAAGCCCAUCAACCUGGAAUUCAUCGCCCGCCCGGGAGCCCCCUGACUGCACGUCCACCCCCACCCUGGGUGCCAGAAGGAGAUCCCCCUUACUGCCCCACAAGGAGGACAGGAAGGCAAACCCCUUCCCUGGCCUGCUUGGGUCAGGGGGCUCACAGCCCCACAGUGGGAAAGGUGGGGGGGGAUGAGAGACUGCUCCCAAAUCACCCUUGGGCCACUAGUAGCCCCCUGCCCAAAACAGCAGGAGGCUUGGGGAACUGCUGUGCCUUUGACACACUGCAGGCGGGUUGUGUUCCCUCCAUCCCGUGCCCAGCAGGGCUGCAUCAGGAGCCUGGGAGCUCUUUUGGGGCUGGGGGAAAGCAGGGAGGGGGCUUGCAGCCAUUCGGUGUCUCCAUCGUCCUGUCCUUGUGUAGCUGCGCGUGGAUCUGUGCCUGGAGCCAGGACAUCUGGGUCCUCUCUGAACAGCUGACCUUGGCCUCAGAAACUUC
This is a messenger RNA of Passer montanus (Eurasian tree sparrow), 1971 nucleotides long. Its product is annotated as sterol 26-hydroxylase, mitochondrial. Gene Ontology annotation, cellular component: mitochondrial inner membrane. The record is from RefSeq and is a predicted model, not a curated record. Gene Ontology annotation, biological process: cholesterol metabolic process; cellular response to peptide hormone stimulus; C21-steroid hormone biosynthetic process. The transcript is spliced from 9 exons. Gene Ontology annotation, molecular function: heme binding; oxidoreductase activity, acting on paired donors, with incorporation or reduction of molecular oxygen; monooxygenase activity. NCBI's taxonomy places the organism in Eukaryota, Metazoa, Chordata, Aves, Passeriformes, Passeridae. The coding region runs from base 324 to 1529 and encodes 401 amino acids.